Messenger RNA from Parasteatoda tepidariorum (common house spider), 663 nucleotides. The record is from RefSeq and is a predicted model, not a curated record. Lineage: Eukaryota; Metazoa; Arthropoda; Arachnida; Araneae; Theridiidae.
AUGACGACCUCCAUGUUCGUUCCAACCGGAAAACUGCUGAGGCCGUCAUCCAGUCAAAAGGGUGACGGAGACGCGAUGAUUCAGCUGCUUUAUCUGACGGACAAGUCUACAUCCUCACGUUAUCUCAUCGAUACGGGAGCUGACGUCUCUGUGAUGCCUCGUGCUGCCUAUGCACGAGGUGACCAUUCUUCACAGAUGAAAUUGUUCGCCGCAAACGGUACGACCAUUCCAACGUUUGGCCAACGCCUGCUGAAAUUAAACCUCGUACUCAAAAGAGAGUUCAGCUGGCCUUAUAUCAUCGCUGCCGAGCCUCAUCUAAUUAUCGGAGCUGUCCUCUUACGCAAUUUUGGCUUAUUAGUAGACGUCAAAAAUGCUGCAGUAAUUGAUCCUUUGACCAAGUUGCAAACAAGAGGUACCCGGUAUGCUGGGAAUGCUUCAACGGUAAAGGUAAUUUUAGAGAACUCUGAAUUCCACAAUUUGUUGUCAGAAUUUCCUGCUCUGAUUAGGUCAGGUGUCACGCCAAGAAAAGUGAAGCAUGGAGUAGAGCAUUGGAUACAGAUAAAAGGACCGCCUAUUUUUUCGAAACCUCGACGUUUAUCGCCAGAGAAAUUGAUAGCUGCAAAGCAAGAGUUCGAAUUUCUGGUAGCAUCAGGGGUUUGUUAG